ACAGUGCGAGGCGCUGUGCGACUACGAGCGAGCGAGUGUCACAAAGAGAGAGGAAUUUUGUUUGGAGUUUGGACCCAUUUCCAUUUGGAUUCAUUUGAUUUUGAUUGUUGGAGUUGUUUUGUUGUGUUUUGUAUGUUUUAAUUGUCUAAUAGAUAAAUCAUAAUUAAUUUCACUACUUGAUUUUGAAUUCUUCAAUUUAGAGGAAAAGUAAAGCUGUGCCGUGUUCGUGAUCGUCGCCGUCAGGAGGUAAUUAUAACAUUUACAAAAUGGGUAGAAAAGUGUACGUGGUUGGCGUCGGAAUGACGAAGUUCGUCAAACCCAACUCUGGAAAUGAUUACCCGGAGUUAGGUAAAGAGGCCGUGUUGGAUGCCUUAGCUGACGCUGGCAUUAAAUAUGAUGAUAUACAGCAAGCGGUAUGUGGAUAUGUUUUCGGAGAUUCCACAUGCGGCCAGAGAGUUUUGUAUCAAGUUGGCAUGACGGGUAUCCCCAUAUACAAUGUAAAUAACAACUGUUCUACAGGCUCCAAUGCUUUAUUCCUUGCAAAGCAACUUAUUGAAGGCGGAAAUGCUGACGUCAUUCUUGUAGUAGGGUUUGAAAAAAUGGCUUCUGGGCCCCUAGGCGGCGGCGCCUUCACCGACAGAACCAAUCCUAUGGACAGGCACACUUUGAAAAUGGCAGAAAUGGCCGACAUCGCAGCAGCACCAAUGACUCCUCAGUUCUUUGGCAAUGCAGGCAUUGAGCAUAUGAAGAAAUAUGGCACAACUGAGGUUCACUUUGCCAAGAUUGCAGCCAAAAAUCACCGCCACGGUGCAAAGAAUCCGCGAGCCCAAGGCACGAGGGAGUAUACAGUUGAGGAAGUAUUGAAUUCUAGGAAGAUCUACGGUCCUUUGACUAAGUUGCAAUGUUGUCCAACUAGUGACGGGGCUGGUGCGGCUGUACUCAUGUCCGAGGAGGCAGUAAUUCGCUACGGGCUGCAGAGUAAAGCUGUUGAGAUUAUUGGUAUGGAGAUGGCAACUGAUACGCAUGAAGUUUUUACUGAAAACAGUUUGAUGAAAGUCGCUGGUACUGAUAUGACGGCUCUAGCUGCGAAAAGGUUGUAUCAGAAGACUGGUAUCUCACCGAAACAGAUAGAUGUUGUGGAGCUCCACGAUUGUUUCUCUGCCAAUGAACUGAUUACGUAUGAAGGGUUACAGUUGUGCGGGGAGGGGGAAGCGGGGAAGUUUAUCGAUGCUGGGGACAACACAUACGGAGGGAGAGUGGUUGUGAAUCCGAGUGGUGGAUUGAUAGCCAAGGGCCAUCCAUUGGGAGCGACCGGCCUAGCACAGUGUGCGGAGUUAGUGUGGCAGCUCCGGGGAGAAGCUGGCCCGAGACAGGUGCCACGCGCGAGACUAGCUCUUCAACACAACUUGGGUCUCGGAGGCGCAGUCGUCAUUGCAAUGUACCGCAAAGGUUUCUCCGACGCCACCCCCAAAAAUGUCGCUGUGGCUGAUAGCCCAGACGACUUCAAAGUCUUCAAAUACAUGAAGAUUCUUGAAGAAGCGAUGAAAGAUGAUAAAGACAAUUUAAUCGAAAAAGUCAGAGGUAUCUACGGAUUCAAAGUUAGGAACGGUCCCAAUGGUUUAGAAGGAUACUGGGUCAUUAAUGCUAAGGAGGGAAAAGGAAAGAUUACGUAUAACGGCAAAGAGAAGCCAGACGUGACCUUCACCAUCAAUGACGAGGAUGUGGCCGAUCUUAUUUCGGGGAAACUGAACCCGCAGAAGGCAUUCUUCCAGGGGAAGAUCAAGAUCCAAGGGAACAUGGGAUUAGCGAUGAAACUGACGGACUUACAGCGCCAAGCGUCUGGGAGGAUCGAACAGAUUCGGUCGAAACUGUAAAUUUUAUGGCCAAAUCUAGAUUUAUUUUUCGGUUAUGGAUACGAGGUUCGGGGCAUUUGUAAGCUUUCUCUCUGUCUAUCUUAUUCUAUGAAUUUAUCGUAGGUAGAGGAUUUUUAUAAGCAAAUUGUUACUUAUAGUUCACAUGAUCACCCUAGGUGCAAUAGAAAAGUUUACUGUUGAGAAAUUUAUUAUUACUUUUUAAUUAUGUUAUCAUUCCAAAUGGCAUAUUAUAUCAAUAUUUUUGUUAAUAAUAUUUGUAAUUAUAAUAUAAAAGAUUUGUACAAAAUA
Amyelois transitella is the source of this 2162-nucleotide messenger RNA. RefSeq names its product sterol carrier protein 2 (gene ScpX). Gene Ontology annotation, molecular function: acyltransferase activity, transferring groups other than amino-acyl groups. The record is from RefSeq and is a predicted model, not a curated record. The coding region runs from base 267 to 1874 and encodes 535 amino acids. The transcript has 2 exons. NCBI's taxonomy places the organism in Eukaryota, Metazoa, Arthropoda, Insecta, Lepidoptera, Pyralidae.